AACUAUCGCUCUCACCAAGUAUUCCUUUGCAGCUGGAAAUUUAGUAACGCUUUCAAUUUGCAUACAUGUGUAUGUAGAUAUGUUUCUUAUGUAGUUCUUUGAUUUUCGAAAUGGUAAUAACACAUAUUUUACUUACAAUAUAUCUCAGCAUUUUUGGCGAGAGAAAGUAUAUGGGCGGAAGUGCCAGCAAUGGCAACAAUUGCAAAAGUGCAAAUGGUGAAAAUUGAUUUCAUAGUGAUUUCCGGUAGAACGUAUUGUCUGGAAAAUUUUACUCAAAUGCAAAAUUUUAAUGUCCAACAGAGAACUGUUAAGCUGUAUGUGAAAACGACUACUUUUAUGUUUAUGUAACAAAUCAAGCGUCAAGUAAUCAUGUAUUUAACUGAUAAGCACGAUUUUGGGAAAUAUAUUAGUGUUAAGCCCUUUAUUCUGCCGUCGUUUAGCAAACCGGUAAGUAUAGAACUGGUAACAUAACGACAAAAUAAUGUAUCAUAUGCGAAUUGACAGAAAAAAAAGUAUAUUCACACAUGUACAUGCAUACGUUAAAAUAAUUGGAUAAAAUUUCAUCUAGGUACAAAAUUUGAAUUUCCAUCAAGUGAUCUCAAAUUUCCAGUCGAGUAUGGGGAGCUAAUUGAAGCCUUGCAGGAGGAUCUCAAAUUGGAAUUCCAAUGACAGACUUUAGAACAAGAUGAAACUUGACUAAAUCCAAUUAAACCAAUAUGGGUUGAAAAAACUUGUUUGCUCGCUCCAUCACUCACUCACUUUUACACCAGUUUGUUCAAUUCUCACAAAUUGCACUUUGUCUCCCGACUACUGUUCCUUUCAGACUUUGUUGUGACUUUUUUUUUGAACUACCAGUGGUUAAUAAGUUUCCACAUUUACGUAAUGGCUAGACAUAACUCCGAUAAAGAAAAUAACGACGUUGCAAAAAAUAGAAAAAUUGGGAAGAGGAGCAAACUUGUAAAGAAUGUACCAUGUCCUCUCUGUCCAGCGAAAUGCACAACUCUGAAAGCACUAGGCACUCAUCGUUACUUGCAUCACAACGGGACGGAAGCUGAGAGGAAAGAGAGAGCGGACAAGAAACGGAAACAAGCCGCGGCCACCAAUAAGAAAACCCACGUAGCCUCAUUUUGCAACGACAAGGAUAAGUUGGAUGUUUUCAAAGGGGAUAUAAAUCAAACAGCCCCUAUCGAUGAUCAAGAAGAGGAAUUCAUAAGGUUGGCAGAGAAACAAAGAAGUGUCGUCCAGUCGUACUAUCAAAAUGUAAUUUUGAUAGUACCAGCAACAGUAGGAGAGGAGCAAUUGGAUGGGUUCUUUGGUGUUGAGAAUGGACCACAAUGCUCGGCAUAUGUUGGAACGUCUGCUGCACCCGGUGGGUGCAACGUUCACCAAACCAUUUUGUCGAGAAGUAUUUCAGGACCUGCGAAGAUGCUAUUGGAAAAGAAUGAUGAUGGAACCAACAAAUACCAUGCAUUUCUUCAGGACAUUGAAAUAAACACGGGUAUUAGUAAGGAGACUAACCAGAAAGCGGCGUUCAAAUGGGAAAGCUUUCAUACCUAUUCAGCAGCAGGCCAACGCAAAACCAAGACCGAGACGCUCAAAGUUGUCUACUUGAACGAGGUCAUUGAGACGGAAGAGGGCAAGAAGGGUGGACUGUCGUUGCCGCAAAUCAGGCGAGCGUAUAGGCUUGGAAGAUCCGGUCACUGCAUCAUCGGACCACAACAAGAAUUUGAAGGAAUACAAAUUCGAUUCCCUCUACGUGAUCACCAGGGUCAACUACUGUUCAAACCAUUCACAACUGACUUGGCUGACAACUUGAAUUGAAAUUUUAAUUUUAAUUUCUCUUCUCAUUUUCUGUUGUUGGGUUUCAUGUUUAUUCUUAUCUUCUCAUGCAUGCAAAAAAUACGUCAAUGCUAAAUUACGAUUGAUUACGCAAAUUAUUGGGUCUCCUUAUUAAUGAGUAACAUGUUCAAACACGUUUGUGCUGAUGACCGAUGACUCAGAACUACUUACGAUUAGCACCAAAAUUAAUAAUGACGUUGUCCAGAUAAACGUUAGUAUUAAAUACUUUAAAUAUCUUGAGGCGUGCAAUAAUAGAACAAAAUGAUUAAGAGCAGGAAAUCAUUGAUUGAUACAUUUGUAUGCUGGAUAUCUCUGUACGACUCACAAUGAAGGUCUGUAAAAUUUACAGACUUUGAGGCGCGUUUUCUCCUCUUCAGGUGAAAAUUUGCAUAUAUCUCUCAUACUAAUUAUUCGGAGUCAGUACACCGAAUGGAAUAACACAUGGUAAAUAUGUAGAUGUAUAUUUUUGUUUAAUUAGAUUUGAGGGACGACGAUCCAAGUAAAAAUUAGAUAGGUGCAAACAACAUGAGAACAUUACAUAUGUAGUUUGUCAUGAAGCGAAAGAAUGGCAAUUGAUCUUAGAUAUAGAUAUAUAUACAUGUA
Folsomia candida is the source of this 2442-nucleotide messenger RNA. RefSeq lists its product as uncharacterized. The coding region runs from base 883 to 1821 and encodes 312 amino acids. The transcript is spliced from 5 exons. NCBI's taxonomy places the organism in Eukaryota, Metazoa, Arthropoda, Collembola, Entomobryomorpha, Isotomidae. The record is from RefSeq and is a predicted model, not a curated record.